AUGUGCCGCUCGGCGCGGCGACGCGGGAGCGCGCAUCGAGCGCACCCGCGCAAUCACGGAGAUGCGAAGCGGUGGCUCGUUGAGGGGGAGAGUCCCCCGCUGCUGGACCGGCUGGUGAUCGACCGCUGCAUCCGAGCCCUGCCCACCGGGGCCAAACGCUGGGCCUCCGGGAACCAACCCAGGUCGGUGAACGACCUCGUGGAAUUACUGGAGAACCACCAAGUCACCCAGCGGCUGUGCAGCGGGGCGACCCCGGCCCCCGGUGGGGCGGGGGAGACGCGAACCGAGCGACACGGACGGACGCCGGAGAGCCAGCGCACCCAGGCACCGCCCUCCCGCGCGCCCGCCUACCCGAACCAGACCAUCGCGGACCGCCGAGGGCCCGCCCCUCCGACCCAGAGAGAGGAGUGGAGGUGCUACACGUGCGGCCAGACGGGCCACCUGGCCCGCCAUUGUCCCGGAGCAGGGGACGUAUCCAUGCCCACGGCCAGUCCGUCCGACAGGAGAGGGGGGGUCUGUCUCCGCACCACCUGCUGGUCCCACGAGUGGACCGACACCCCCAGCCUACCGGUACGCGUGGGGAGGCACGACACCCACGCCCUGCUCGACUCAGGGAGCGUGGUUACGCUGGUCCGACCCGGCCUGGCGGACGGGACCUCCGGGCGGAGGAUCGACGUAGGCUGCAUCCACGGGCAGACCGAGUCCUACAACACGAGGCAGAUCACUGUUCAGACCCCGAAGGGCACCUUCACGGUUCGGGCCGGGCUGGUCCCGAACCUCCCGAUGCCCCUCUUAAUCGAGCGGGACUGCCAGGGGCCGAGCUUCAGGCACCCCGGCGCCGACCACCUCGGCGGCCCGCCUAUAUGGCCUCCCACCCGGCGCCCUCCCGGUCCGACUCGGACGAGUCCCCCGACAGGCCCCCGAGAGAGGCGGCACGCACACCCACGCCUCGUCCACGGUGUCCCUUCCCCCGGGGACUCCGGACACGAUGACUGCCUCCGAGCAGGCCCCUCCACCAGACGGGGAGGAGACUCCAAACUCCAACCCAUAGACUUCUCAGACUACCCCCUGGCCGACGGGGGAGGCCCCGACGAGGGAGGACAGUUUGCCACCGCCCAGCUGGAGGACGACGCCCUCCGCCACGCCUGGGGACACGUCCAGUUCCAUGAAGGCCUCUCGCGGGACUCGGUGAGUGACCGACAGUACCCACACUUCAGCACCAGGGGGGGGUUACUAUACCGGGUGGUACAGAGGGGGGGUAAGGAGGUAGAACAGUUGGUCAUUCCAAGACCGUACGUGAGUAAAGUCCUCUAUAUGGCCCACACCCACCUAUUGGGGGCCCACCUGGGGAUGGACAAGACGAGGGACAGAAUCCUGAACCGGUUUUACUGGGUGAAAAGGAAUGUAGAGGAUUACUGCCGGGCACGCCCCGAGUGCCAACGCACCGCCCCGAGACCCACUGUACGAAACCCCCUCAUACCAAUGCCGCUGAUAGAAGUCCCGUUCGACCGGCUGGGUCUAGACAUCGUAGGUCCCCUCCCCAGGACUAGUCGAGGCCAUCGCUACGUCUUAGUUAUGGUGGAUUACGCCACUCGCUACCCAGAGGCAGUUCCUCUCCGUGCCGCCACAGCCAAGGCGGCGUUCUCGUGCCUCCGACGGGCCCUCUGCACCGAGCCCCUCCUGAUCACCCCGGACUUCAACCUCCCCUUCGUCGUCCACACCGACGCGUCCGAGGUGGGGCUGGGAGCGGUCUUAUCCCAGGUCCGGUCGAGCGAGGAGCUCCCGGUGACCUAUAUCAGCCGGAAACUCAUGUUCAGCGAGAAAGCCUACUCGACCGUGGAGAAGGAGGCGCUGGCGAUAAAGUGGACCCUGGAGAAGCUUCGCUACUACCUCCUCGGACACACCUUCACCCUGGUCACAGACCACGCCCCCCUGAAGUGGAUGGCCACGGCCAAGGAUACCAACGCCCGGGUGACGUGCUGGUUCCUGGCCCUGCAGGAUUAUCACUUCCAGGUGGUCCACCGGCCCGGACGCGCACAUGCCAACGCAGACGCACUGUCCCGGAGGGACGCCUGCCUAGGCCUGUCCCGGGGGGUCCCCGACUUGCAGCUGAGGGUGGGGGUGUGUGGCAACCCCGAUCCGACGGAGGAGUUCGAGCCCCGCCAGCGCCCUCUCCGCAGGCGGGUAGUCCGUGGGAGUGCCUGA
This is a messenger RNA of Gadus macrocephalus (Pacific cod), 2205 nucleotides long. RefSeq lists its product as uncharacterized. The record is from RefSeq and is a predicted model, not a curated record. Lineage: Eukaryota; Metazoa; Chordata; Actinopteri; Gadiformes; Gadidae. Gene Ontology annotation, molecular function: zinc ion binding; nucleic acid binding. The coding region runs from base 1 to 2205 and encodes 734 amino acids. The transcript is spliced from 2 exons.